AUGAAGGAGAGAGUCACAUUUGUCCAACCCCAAGGGGCUGAUAUUGACCCAAAGCUUCUAAAAGUCAAAACGAACGAGCUUCAAGGACCGUCGGUAAAGACGACCCGAGAGGAUAGGCUAACCAUUGGUCACGAUGAAUUGCCUUCGGAGCUUGCCAGCCUUCUAAGCGGUUACCGAGAUCUGAGCAUUCGGUGGGCGAGUCCAUCAACCUAUGACACCGUCGAGCCUUUUUCGUCACGACUGCCGCCUGGUAUUCACGUAUUCUACACGCCUUCUAGCAAGAAGGGUGAACAUGACCGACUAUGCACCACUCUACAAGCUUUUGGCUCAAUAGACUGUGUCGCAUCGGAGUCAUUUACUACCCACGGAGAAGGGCAGAUGGUUAACCCUCCAGCUGGCACAUUUUACCAGGAACUCGAGAAUCUAACGGCGUUCAUCGCCUUUGCUACUAAAGAGAUAUGCGCACAGAAAGACUCGAUUUGUAAGAGUCGAGUGGAGGCCUUAUCCAGUGCUGUUGGCUUGGAUAUUUCAUGGGAUUCGACGCUGAAAACGUUGAGGGUCUCGUCACUAUUCCCACUCAUCGAGCAAAGCAUCAGUGUGCCCGGCUCUUCUACAAGACGAACAGAAGUGGGCAUCUUCUCUAAGGAUACACCGCCUAACCAGAAACCACAUGAAUUUGGGGUAUCUGGCCUACUUACCGUACUUGGUGAGAGGAAGGAGCCGUCAGGCACACUCUUUGGGUUCCCAUCACGACAUCGUGUGGUUGAUACUCAGUUCUCGUCGCAAUUUGUCACACCAACCGGACUUCACCCAACUCUGCAGUUGAAAUUGAGUUCGAAUAAGCCGCCUAUUACGGAUGAUGAGUGUGGCCUACAUGCAUUUUUCACAUUUCCCCGGACAAUCUUUGCGGACCGAUACCAGUUUGCGGAUGAACUUUUCUUAGCAUCGAAGAAUCUGACAGCCUCAAGGUACACAAGCCUACCCGUCGACUUGGAGGCACCGGUAUAUACCACAAAGUCAUGGGGCUCAAGCGUUUUACUCCAACUGGCGCCUCCAGCUUCUGAUGCGCCGGAGGCAUGGACGGCCGAGGUACCACUGCAUCUACGGUAUCUCAAACCAUCUGAGAGCGGUAGCGUCGAUAUUGAGAUUCCGUAUCCGGCAGUAUUCUGGGCAUGCGAGUCUAGUGCGAAUGCCGACUUCUCCAAUAACCCGUUUGACAGAAGUCGGCUAGGCUACGAUGGGUUGUUCAGCAAGAAUACAGUGUUUUGGCACACUACCCCACAGCCUACGACGGGCACCAGGAUCAUGACGCCCAUCUCGGUGCCAGUCUUGAAGCAGCAUGGCGCUGCGUUGGUCGGGUUUGGAACGGCUGCAGCUGUUGCACUAGGUUUUGCAUGGGUGUUGUGGAAGUUGGCGGCGGUUUUUGCGGUAUCUGGGUAUGGAGGUAAUUUGAGCAAUGAGGAGCAGAAGGAGAGCAAGAAGAACAAUUAA
This is a messenger RNA of Pochonia chlamydosporia 170, 1491 nucleotides long. Its product is annotated as protein pbn1. The record is from RefSeq and is a predicted model, not a curated record. The transcript is spliced from 3 exons. Gene Ontology annotation, molecular function: mannosyltransferase activity. NCBI's taxonomy places the organism in Eukaryota, Fungi, Ascomycota, Sordariomycetes, Hypocreales, Clavicipitaceae. Gene Ontology annotation, cellular component: glycosylphosphatidylinositol-mannosyltransferase I complex; endoplasmic reticulum membrane. Bases 1 to 1491 code for a protein of 496 amino acids. Gene Ontology annotation, biological process: GPI anchor biosynthetic process; protein processing.